CGAGCUUACUCUCACUUUCUGACACAGCACCCACGCGCCGGUUAAAGAGCUCACGUUGGAUAAUUUAGAGAAACAUGGCAGCUCUGAUGAAAAAUGAAGUCUUCUCCUGUUUUGUUUUCUACGGCGUGCUUCUGGUGAUAAAAAUGUACAUCAUCGCGAUAAUAACGGGACAAGUGAGGCUGCGCAAAAAGGCUUUUGCCAACCCGGAGGACUCGCUCAGACACGGAGGAUUACAGUUCCACAGAGAGGAUCCUUAUGUGGAAAGAUGCCGGAGAGCUCAUCUCAAUGACUUGGAGAACAUCCUCCCCUUCCUCUUCCUGGGCGCCAUCUACUCCAUGACAGGACCCACGCUGGCCGUCGCCCGCCUCCACUUCCUCGUCUUCUUCUUGGGUCGCGUGCUGCACAGCGUGGCCUACCUGUUAGCCCUGCGAGCGCCCACCCGCUCUCUGGCCUACACCGUGGCACAGGUCCCUUGCAUCUCCAUGGCUCUGCAGAUCCUCACAUGUGUCGCAGCUUAUGCCUAAAUGUUCUGGAUAAUGAACCAGAGGAAGUUUUCCGGCCUGAAGGAAGGAUUUGCGGCCUGUCAGGAAAAAAAAGGAGGAGGAGGAUACCUGAGAGGCCUCCUGGGAGGACGAGCAUAAAGACAAGAAUGUCAGUGCAAUUAAAGGUGUCAUGUAACACCUCAGCUGGGGUUUGGGAAGGUUUUCUUCAGUAUUUUUAUUUACAAUGUGAGAUUGUCUUAAAACUGACCAUACAUGUCUAUUUAUGACGCAAAUGAAGGUUGUUUUGCUCCUUUCUGAAGCAUGUUUUGUUGAAAAACUUAAAAACCCACUGACAAACAUUUAGUUAAAGCCACUUAGGGAAUUUUCCAGCGCUGCUGUUCAUCCCAGCCUCUUUUUUUGUGUUUACACACAACACAGACCACCAUCAACUUGGUGUUGUAUCCUCCAUAGCUUCAUUUGUUUCCUGUGGGGAUAUUCCAUCUGUGUUUGUGUGCUGCUUUGGAGAAACUCUCAGUGGAUCCUGGCACAAUAACUGAAGGCGUGUUAGGAGAUUUGAUCCCAGUCGUUGGGAUAAAACUUGAUGCUCUUUAUGUGUCAAAGAGAUUGUUUUUGUAUUGUUUUAAGGGAUAAAAACUCUUUUUGGAUAGAGAAUAAAACCUGUGUGGGCUGUCAGGAUGCAAGAAUUUUAAACUUUCUUAUGAUACUAGUAAAAAACAGUAUGGAUGGCAGCAAAAACAGAAGUCUUUGGCACCCAGUAUCGGGUAAUUUCUAGCAAAAUUGCAAGCAAACUUGUGCAAAGUUUAUAAAAUUGCACAAAAACAUUCAGUACUGAAAUGUAGAUUAUGUUUGGGCAGAUUUAGAUGGAUUACUUCCUCUUCUUCACACCUUUUUUAGGAAAUAGAUAUACCAAUGAGGAUGUAACUAUUAGCUCUCCUAUGUAUUCCCCAAGUGCCGUUAAACAUAGCAAAGAUUUUUUUGACACAGCUCUUCCAAACUUCCUUGUUUUACUUUAGAUGCUAACAUUAUUUUUAGUGCUGUCAAACAAUUAGAAUUUUUAAUCAGAUUAAUCACAGGGUUGCUGUGGAUUAAUUUAGAUUAAUUAUGAUUAAAUAUCAUUCAUUUGUAAUCUAUAUUAAUCGCGUUUCAUUUUGCAUAAGCAAGCAGACUCAUGAAAGAAGGGAAUAUAUAUGCCAGGGCUAUUCAAUUACAGAUUCAACUGGGCCAAAUUUUUAAAUCAAGAAAUGUAGCUGGGCCAGACAUGUUUGGCACCCAGUAAGCAUCUGGUAAUGUCAAAUUUUGAAACAAUACAGAUCAAUUUGAUGAAAAAUAUUCACUUUUAUUCAUAGUCUCCCUUUUGAAUUUGGCGUUCCGUGAGGGUGGUUUGUCGCAAGCUUGGCGAUGCAUUAGCCAAAGUGCUGGCAGAAUGCCUGAUGAAUGUAUGCUUCAUGUUAAUGUGGUAUUUUAAGCUGGAAGUGCUUCGGUGAAAAGAAAACUCCUUCCUGCACAAUGUGCAUAAUAGUUUCUUUCUUACUUUCUUUUUUUUUUGUACUCAAAUUUCCCAUCGAGAGGGCCAACGUGCUGUUUAGCGUCUUUAAUAUUGAGUUGGUUGGUCACUACUGGAUCAACGACCCAUUUGCGCAUGCACGGCGGCAUGCUUGACGGUAACCCUACUUGGAUAAACUGCCCGAAAUGCGUUGCCAGAGACGUUACAGGGAUUUUGAGUCAUUCUCUGCUGUAGAUGGGUUAAUUGCAUUAAUCAGAUUAAUCAUGAUGAUGGAUUAAUCGGCAUUAACGCAUCAAUUUUGACAGCCUUAAUUAUUUUACUUUGCGCACAGAAAUGAAGCUUGUUAGUGCAGGACAUAGGAGUCAUACGUCUAGCUGUAAUCAGCUGAUGGCCAGCCGAUCCCAAUUAUCGCCUCCCACAGCCAAUCACGGCUCUUUCUCUCAACACAGUGGUGCAUUUAAAUAUGACGUACUUCUCACUGAUCCCUGCCUGCAUUAAUGCUGAUG
This is a messenger RNA of Cheilinus undulatus (humphead wrasse), 2513 nucleotides long. It is a transcript of the gene ptges, whose product is annotated as prostaglandin E synthase. Gene Ontology annotation, cellular component: membrane. The transcript is spliced from 3 exons. Gene Ontology annotation, biological process: prostaglandin biosynthetic process. Lineage: Eukaryota; Metazoa; Chordata; Actinopteri; Labriformes; Labridae. The record is from RefSeq and is a predicted model, not a curated record. Gene Ontology annotation, molecular function: prostaglandin-E synthase activity. Bases 75 to 524 code for a protein of 149 amino acids.